Molecule: messenger RNA, 710 nt
Organism: Cyphomyrmex costatus
Lineage: Eukaryota; Metazoa; Arthropoda; Insecta; Hymenoptera; Formicidae
Exons: 5
Coding region: 244-624 (126 amino acids)
Source: RefSeq, a predicted model, not a curated record
AAUGCUGUUAUGGUAAUAUAUUCAUUUAUGACAAGAAAAAAAAAACUGGGAUACAGUGUUUGAGAAGAAAUCACGAAAUAGCGGUGAGUCGUAAUUGCUUAGUGGGUCAUCCUCAUAUUCCUAUACUUACAACGGCAAGUGAGUCCAAUGUCCUGAUAUGGAUGCCUUCGAACAAGAAAAAUUCAACAUCAUUUAGGAAUUUCUAUCUUCGUGAUUUCCGAGACUUGAAUAAUUCUACCAACGAUGACGAUGAUGACGAUUAGGAAAACAGCUACGCAGAUUCAAGCAGAGUUUCAAGAGGUUCAUGGCACAUCUACUCCUUCAUUACCAACCAUCAGUUUUUGGGUAAACGAAUUUAAGCGUGGUCGUACUAACACCGACGAUGAACCACGCAGUGGACGCCCGAAAACUGCUACCAACGAAGAAAUGGUCAAUAAUGUGCUCAAUAUUGUCAUGAGUGAUCGUCGUUUGAAGUUGCGUGAGAUAGUAGAAAUGCGCAACCCACGAGAAUUUUUUGUCGAUAUGUGGACGAAACAUGGGUUCACCAUUACACACCCGAAACAAAACAACAAUCAAAACAAUGGACUUCAUCUAGUGAAUCGAUCCCGAAGAAAGCCAAGUUAGUUCCAUCGGCUAUAGGAAGAUCACGGCCACCAUUUUUUGGGAUUCUAAAAGGAUCAUCCACAUCGACUACUUAGAUAAGGGAAAAA